Molecule: messenger RNA, 1659 nt
Organism: Caenorhabditis briggsae
Lineage: Eukaryota; Metazoa; Nematoda; Chromadorea; Rhabditida; Rhabditidae
Gene: Cbr-mppa-1
Product: Protein CBR-MPPA-1
Exons: 7
Coding region: 1-1659 (552 amino acids)
Cellular component (GO): mitochondrion
Molecular function (GO): metal ion binding
Source: RefSeq, a predicted model, not a curated record
AUGUCCGCAAACACACAUUGGCAGAAACUACGACACAUUGCGGACCGUCUUGCUUUAUGCAAUAUUUUAAUGCUUCUUCAAAAAAGCAUCUCCCAUAUGCGAAGAUGUCGAAAUAUCGCAACAACACUGAGAAACCACAGAGAAAUCGCCCAAAAAUUGCCACUUUCCGUGCCGCUCCCCUUGAAAAAUCCAGAAGGCGUUAAAGUGAUUCCGAAGGGUUCGCCGCCAAUUGGAAGGAAUUCAAGGGUUACAAAAUUGGAGAAUGGGCUCAGAAUUUGCACAGAAGACACUUAUGGGGAUUUUGUGACAGUCGGAGUCGCCGUGGAGAGCGGAUGUCGAUUUGAGAAUGGAUUUCCGUUGGGAAUCUCGAGAGUUGUCGAGAAAUUGGCUUUUAAUUCCUCCGAAAACUUCGAAGGUCGAGAUGAUAUCUUCGCGCAGCUCGAGUCAAACAGUGGAAUCGUUGAUUGCCAAUCCACAAGAGACACAAUGAUGUACGCCGCCAGUUGCCAUCGUGACGGGACGGAUUCCGUUAUGAACGUGAUUGCGGACACAAUUUUCCGCCCGACAAUCGAUGAAACGGGUCUAGAGCAAGCGAAAAUGACAGCCCACUAUGAGAAUAUAGAUUUGCCGACACGAAUUGAAGCGAUAGAAAUCCUCCUGACCGAUUAUAUCCACCAGGCGGCUUUUCAGCACAAUACAAUUGGAUAUCCGAAAUAUGGAAUGGGCUCGAUGGAUAGGAUUCGAGUUUCAGAUGUUUAUGGAUUCAUGAGCAGGGCUCAUACACCAGAGAGGAUGGUUGUAGGAGGCGUUGGUAUCGAUCACGAUGAGUUCGUCUCCAUUGUCACCCGUCAUUUCGACCAGAAAAAUUCCAUUUGGAACAGAAAAUCGACUCUGUUGCCUCCGAAAAUCCCAGAAAUCGACAUUUCCCGUUCUCAAUACACUGGCGGAGAGGUCAGAAUGCAAAAGGAUUUGAAACCGCUGACCAUUGGAAAGCCCUAUCCAUUAUUGGCUCAUGUCGUGUUGGGAUUGGAGGGUUGUGGAUAUAAGGAUGAGGAUUUCGUGGCGUUUUGUGUACUUCAAUCGUUGCUCGGAGGCGGUGGAGCGUUUUCGGCAGGCGGUCCCGGCAAAGGAAUGUACGCUCGAAUGUACACAGAGCUCAUGAAUCGACACCACUGGAUUUACAGCGCAAUCGCUCACAAUCACUCGUACUCGGAUGGCGGAGUGUUUACCGUAACCGCCAGCGCUCCACCAGACAACAUCCACGACGCUCUGAUCCUUCUGGUCCAUCAGAUUCUUCAACUUCAACAAGGAAUCGAUCCAACGGAGUUGGCUAGGGCUAGAACUCAGUUGAGGAGUCAUUUGAUGAUGAAUUUGGAAGGCACGGAGAGAGGAAACAGCCAGAGGAGUAUGCGGAGAGAAUUGGUAAGCAUACUUUGCGCAUCGACCGAGUUUAAAAGUCUUUUUGCUUUGAAAAGGUGUCUUAAAAGAGUCUUUUUUGCAGAAAAAGUGACAAAUGAGGAUAUUCUACGAGUGACAGAACGACUUCUAUCUUCGAAACCAUCACUUGUGGGAUAUGGAGACAUUGAGACGCUUGGAAAUUAUCGAUCGCUGGAUCAAGCACUCGCGAAGAGAGAUUUAAAAUACUUGUUUAAAAAUUAG